AUGGGGGACUGGAAGGCUAUUGAUAUAUUAGAAGUUGCUGAUUCGUUGUAUAGACAUUUUGAUGGGUUUAAGUUAAGUAGAGAAGUACACUGGGACUAUGAACACUGGGACUAUGAACACUGGGACUAUGAACACUGGGACUAUGAACACUGGGACUAUGAACACAGGGACUAUGAACACAGGGACUAUGAACACUGGGACUAUGAACACUGGGACUAUGAACACUGGGACUAUGAACACUGGGACUAUGAACACUGGGACUAUGAACACUGGGACUAUGAACACUGGGACUAUGAACACUGGGACUAUGAACACUGGGACUAUGAACACUGGGACUAUGAACACUAG
This is a messenger RNA of Plodia interpunctella (Indianmeal moth), 348 nucleotides long. RefSeq lists its product as uncharacterized. The record is from RefSeq and is a predicted model, not a curated record. NCBI's taxonomy places the organism in Eukaryota, Metazoa, Arthropoda, Insecta, Lepidoptera, Pyralidae. The coding region runs from base 1 to 348 and encodes 115 amino acids. The transcript has 2 exons.